AUGGACGUGGACAUGGACGUGGACAUGGACGUGGACGUGGACGUGGACGUGGACAUGGACGUGGACGUAGACGUAGACGUGGACGUGGACGUGGACAUGGACGUGGACGUGGACGUGGACGUGGACGUGGAGGACGUGGACGUGGACGGGGACGUGGACGUGGACGUGGACGUGGAGAACUUGGACGUGGACAUGGACGUGAACGUGGACGUGGACGUGGACGUGGAGGACUUGGACGUGGACAUGGACGUGGACGUGGAGUGGACGUGGACGUGGACGUGGACUGGACGUGGAGUGGACGUGGACGUGGACAUGGACGUGGACGUGGACGUGGACGUGGACGUGGACGUGGAGAACUUGCACGUGGACAUGGACGUGAACGUGGACGUGGACGUGGACGUGGAGGACUUGGACGUGGACAUGGACGACGUGGACGUGGACGUAGACGUGGACGUGGAGAACUUGGACGUGGACAUGGACGUGAACGUGGACGUGGACGUGGACGUGGAGGACUUGGACGUGGACAUGGACGUGGACGUGGACGUGGACUUGGACGUGGACGUGGACGUGGACGUGGACGUGGACGUGGACAUGGAUGUGGACGUAUACGUGGACGUGGACGUGGACAUGGACCUGGACAUGGACGUGGACGUGGACGUGGACAUGGACGUGGACGUGGACAUGGUCGUGGACGUGGACGUGGACGUGGAUGUGGACAUGGACGUGGACGACGUGGAUGUGGACGUGGAGGACGUGGACGUGGACGUGGACGUGGACGUGGACGUGGACGUGGACGUGGAGAACUUGGACGUGGACAUGGACGUGAACGUGGACGUGGACGUGGACGUGGAGGACUUGGACGUGGACAUGGACGUGGACGUGGACGUGAACGUGGACAUGGACGUGGACAUGGACGUGGACGUGGACGUGGACAUGGACGUGGACAUGGACGUGGACGUGGACGUGGACGUGGACGUGGAGUGGACGUGGAGUGGACGUGGACGUGGACGUGGACGUGGACGUGGACGUGGAGUGGACGUGGACGUGGACGUGGACGUGGACGUGGACGUGGACGUGGAGGACGUGGACGUGGACGUGGACGUGGACGUGGAGAACUUGGACGUGGACAUGGACGUGAACGUGGACGUGGACGUGGACGUGGAGGACUUGGACGUGGACAUGGACGUGGACGUGGACAUGGACGUGGACGUGGACGUGGACGUGGACGUGGACAUGGACGUGGACGUGGACGUGGACGUGGACGUGGACAUGGACCUGGACAUGGACGUAGACGUGGACGUGGACAUGGACGUGGACGUGGACAUGGUCGUGGACGUGGACGUGGACGUGGACAUGGACGUGGACGACGUGGAGAACUUGGACGUGGACAUGGACGUGAAUGUGGACCUGGACGUGGACAUGGACGUGGACGUGGACGUGGACGUGGACGUGGACGUGGACGUGGACGUGGACGUGGAGGUGGACGUGGACGUGGAGGUGGACGUGGACGUGGACGUGGACGUGGACGUGGACGUGGACGUGGACGUGGACGUGGACAUGGACGUGGACCUGGACGUGGACAAGGACGUGGACGUGGACAUGGACGUGGACGUAGACGUAGAAGUGGACGUGGACGUGGACAUGGACGUGGACGUGGACGUGGACGUGGACGUGGAGGACGUGGACGUGGACGUGGACGUGAACGUGGACGUGGACGUGGACGUGGAGGACUUGGACGUGGACAUGGACGUGGACGUGGACGUGGACGUGGACGUGGACAUGGACGUGGACAUGGACGUGGACGUGGACAUGGACGUGGACGUGGACGUGGACGUGGACAUGGACGUGGACAUGGACGUGGACGUGGACGUGGACAUGGACGUGGACAUGGACGUGGACGUGGACGUGACGUGGAGUGGACGUGGAGUGGACGUGGACGUGGACAUGGACGUGGACGUGGACGUGGACGUGGAUGUGGACGUGGAGAACUUGGACGUGGACAUGGACGUAAACGUGGACGUGGACGUGGACGUGGAGGACUUGGACGUGGACAUGGACGUGGACGUGGACGUGGACGUGGACGUGGACGUGGACAUGGACGUGGACGUGGACGUGGACGUAGACGUGGACAUGGACCUGGACAUGGACGUGGACGUGGACGUGGACGUGGACAUGGACAUGGACGUGGACAUGGUCGUGGACGUGGACGUGGACGUGGACGUGGACAUGGACGUGGACGUGGACGUGGAGUGGGACGUGGAGGUGGACGUGGACGUGGAGGUGGACGUGGACGUGGAGGUGGACGUGGACGUGGACGUGGACGUGGACCUGGACGUGGACGUGGACAUGGACGUGGACAUGGACGUGGACGUGGACGUGGACGUGGACAUGGACGUGGACGUAGACGUAGACGUGGACGUGGACGUGGACAUGGACGUGGACGUGGACGUGGACGUGGACGUGGAGGACGUGGACGUGGACGUGGACGUGGACGUGGAGAACUUGGACGUGGACAUGGACGUGAACGUGGACGUGGACGUGGACGUGGAGGACUUGGACGUGGACAUGGACGUGGACGUGGACGUGGACGUGGACGUGGACAUGGAGGUGGACGUGGACGUGGACGUGGACGUGGACGUGGACGUGGAGGUGGACGUGGACAUGGACGUGGACAUGGACGUGGAGUGGACGUGGACGUGGACGUGGACGUGGAGUGGACGUGGACGUGGAGUGGACGUGGACGUGGACGUGGACGAGGACGUGGACGAGGACGUGGACAUGGACGUGGACGUGGACGUGGACGUGGAGGACGUGGACGUGGACGUGGACGUGGACGUGGAGAACUUGGACGUGGACAUGGACGUGAACGUGGACGUGGACGUGGACGUGGAGGACUUGGACAUGGACAUGGACGUGGACGUGGACGUGGACAUGGACGUGAACGUGGACGUGGACGUGGACGUGGACGUGGACAUCGACGUGGACGUGGACGUGGACGUGGACGUGGACAUGGACCUGGACAUGGACGUGGACGUGGACGUGGACAUGGACGUGGACCUGGACAUGGUCGUGGACGUGGACGUGGACGUGGACGUUGAGGUGGACAUGGACGUGGACGUGAACAAGACGUGGACGUGA
Messenger RNA from Closterium sp. NIES-65, 3138 nucleotides. The record is from the annotation of a GenBank genome assembly. NCBI's taxonomy places the organism in Eukaryota, Viridiplantae, Streptophyta, Zygnematophyceae, Desmidiales, Closteriaceae.